This is a messenger RNA of Pimephales promelas (fathead minnow), 1997 nucleotides long. RefSeq names its product forkhead box H1 (gene foxh1). Gene Ontology annotation, cellular component: activin responsive factor complex. The record is from RefSeq and is a predicted model, not a curated record. NCBI's taxonomy places the organism in Eukaryota, Metazoa, Chordata, Actinopteri, Cypriniformes, Leuciscidae. Gene Ontology annotation, molecular function: transcription cis-regulatory region binding; DNA-binding transcription activator activity, RNA polymerase II-specific. Gene Ontology annotation, biological process: transforming growth factor beta receptor signaling pathway; positive regulation of transcription by RNA polymerase II.
CUUUACGCAAACGAGCUGCAGUCUUCUCAAACAGUCAGAAAGCGCGUGAUAAGUUGACCUGGAGCCAGCAGUCUGAGGGGUUGAGGAGCGACCAUCCCUGCCUCCCUCCUCCCCCUAUACAUCAGCAUGACAAAGCACUGGGGGGGUCCGGGCUUGUUGGCACCACCCGUGAUCAUUGUAGGAACAGGAGCCCAACGCGACCAUCACCUUGACUGCAAAACCAGCUUUUCCUCUUCCAACCCCAGCUGUCAUUGCACCACAAACCCACUGCUGGAGUUCGGAGGCCGACUGGAUAAGUCCACAAGGAUGGCGCAGGACUCCAGAGGCAAACCGUCGGAUCGGAGCGCAUGGGUACUGGAGGAUGGAAAGUCCAGUGGAGGAAAGAAGAAGAAUUAUCAGCGUUAUCCCAAACCACCGUACUCUUACCUUGCUAUGAUUGCCAUGGUCAUCCAGAACUCUCCGGAGAAGAAGCUCACUCUAUCAGAGAUUCUGAAGGAGAUCAGCACUCUCUUUCCAUUCUUCAAGGGGAAUUACAAAGGCUGGAGGGACUCGGUCCGACACAACCUGUCCUCCUAUGACUGCUUUGUGAAGGUUCUGAAGGAUCCUGGUAAACCCCAAGGUAAAGGUAACUUUUGGACAGUAGAAGUGAACAGAAUUCCACUGGAGCUGCUGAAGAGACAAAACACGGCAGUGUCCCGUCAGGAUGAAACCAUCUUCGCUCAGGACCUGGCCCCGUACAUCUUUCAAGGUUACGCCCCGUCGAACAAGUCCAAACCUCUGCCCGCUGACCUCUCAUUACCCCCUGUUCCCACCCGUCACAGCCCGCCCCAGUCAGAGGACCCCUAUCGUCCCAAACUGGACUCUACAUUUGCCAUAGAUUCUCUCCUGCAUAGCCUCAGGCCUGCCAGUUCGGCUGGGGAGGGGGUUCGAGAGAGGGAAUGUUGGGGCCCCCCUCCACACACUCGCUCUGCCACUCCACCUCGCCCUUGUAACGCCUCGUACAACUGCAGUUCGUCGGCCAGCUCCGUCAGUCCCGCGUCAGAUUUGUCCGACGAGGACUGGAGAGGGGUGACGCUUGUCGGGAAACGGUCAAGUGACCGAGAAUCCACUUCUGAUGGAUACAGUGACUCCUGCCCCCCGCCAAACAAAAGCUCCAAGCGUGGCAUCACUCCUCCGUGGGAGCUGCCGACCUCCUACGCCAAAUACACCCCCCCAAAUGCAGUAGCCCCUCCUAGCAUGCGCUUUAACGGGAACCCGUUUAUGCCGCUGGGCGGGAUUCCGUUCUACAGUUACAGCGGUGCGCAUGUCACAUCACACUUGAUCGGUCACCCUUAUUGGCCCAUUCUACCAAGUGGGCCGGUUUCCAUUCAAGCGCCUCCGCUCCUUAUGGACUUGGACAGCAUGCUGCAAUCUGUUCCUCCCAAUAAGAGUGUGUUCGAUGCGCUUGGCUCCAAUAAUCAGACUUCUCAUCCCACUCCAAACCAGUAUGCCCUUCAGAACGGACCUUCCCUUUGCAGAUAUUCUCUUUAAACUGUCUAUCUCAUUAUAGUCCUGGAAAAACUUCCCAUCUUUGGCACUGGCCAGGUUUACACAGAUUUGCAAGCAAAAAAUACUCAAUAUCUGUGAAUUGUCUCAGGGAAUUCUUUGAGAAACCCCAAUAUUGACCAAAGAUUCUACCCGACCAAUGUUGACACUGUUCGUCCACUCAUGUGACUUUCUUUGACACAAUUACUACCUCAGACUUUUACUACCUCAGACUUUUAAUGUCAGUGGAGAGAUGCAUUUAGCUGCUCUUGUUUCCUGAAUGGACCGUUAAUUGGCGAUAAUGGAAUACUUCACAAGAUCAAUUGAAUGUUUGCUGCUUGACCUUCCUACGAAUCGACCAGAAAUAUUGUGCUGGAUAUUUGUAGGGAUUAGGGAUGUGUUUGUGUGUGAAUGUGUGCUUUUGAAUCUGUAAGGAACCUGCGAUGUUUACAUAAAGAUUGGCUUUUCUGCCA